Messenger RNA from Lolium rigidum, 2760 nucleotides. Its product is annotated as protein KINESIN LIGHT CHAIN-RELATED 2-like. The transcript has 3 exons. Lineage: Eukaryota; Viridiplantae; Streptophyta; Magnoliopsida; Poales; Poaceae. The coding region runs from base 369 to 2516 and encodes 715 amino acids. Gene Ontology annotation, molecular function: protein binding. The record is from RefSeq and is a predicted model, not a curated record.
GCGACAUUUCCUCCCCACCAUCCCGUGCCUUUCCUCUUCCUCUCCCCACCUAUUUCAUGGUGACCUGACCUCCAAUCCUACCCAAAUGCACCUCUAAAAUCUCUCCUGCACUCUACCACCGCUGCUCCCUACAGCUGCCGCCGUGCGGUCGCCGCGGACGCCACACCUCCCCAAGGCCCCUCCGCCGUCGCCGUUCCGGUUCUGCCUCGUCGCGGCAUCGCGUCCCUGCUGUCUCCACCCUGCCCGCGAUCUCGGGCGGACAUUGGUGUCUGAGGUAUCGUGGAGGACUUCUCAAUUCCAUCUCUUUCUUGUUCUUCUGACCAAAGGUUGACCGGGUGAGAAGAAUUCUUGCCUGAUUAUUCUCAAAGAUGCCUGGAAUCAUAGUGGACGGAGUUGUCACGGAGGAGGUGCCGGCCGAGGCGAGCUCCUCCCAAAACAAGGAGAAUUUGCCUGCCCCGCGGUCGCCUGUGGCCGCAGCCAUGGUGGGGAGCAUGCAAAGUGAGACACUCGAGAUGCACGUUGAGAAUUCCGGUGCAGGGGAGCCCUCGAUUGAGCAGCUCUACAACAAUGUGUGUGAGAUGGAGAGCUCGAGCGAGGGCGGAUCCCCGUCGCGCGAGAGCUUCGGGUCGGAUGGGGAGGAAUCGAGGAUUGACUCGGAGCUCCGCCACCUUGUUGCUGGGGAGAUGGAGGCUGUGAAGGUCAUUGAGGAGGAGGAGAAGGAGAAGGAGGAUGGAAGUGUUACCAAUGCAGCAACAGCUACUGUUGGGAAUGGAACCCCUGUCAAGGCACAGUCUUCUAGUUCAUCCAAGAAGUCAAAGAAGGCUGCGAAAUCGCAGCUUGAAUCUGAUGCUUCUGUUGGCCCCAACGGCAAGGCAUCCCCCGAGGAAGGGGAGAGCGAGGUCAGCAAGCCUGGAAGCCGAGUUGGCCGUCGCCGGAAAGCUAGUGCCAAUCCACAGAAUGGAACAGAAGAUGCCGGGCUCGAUAACCCAGACCUUGGUCCAUUUCUUCUUAAGCAUGCAAGAGACUUGAUCGCCUCUGAUAAUCCGCGGCGGGCACUGAAAUAUGCCCUCCGCGCUACCAAGUCAUUCGAGAAAUGUGCAGGUGGAAAGCCAAGCUUGAACUUGGUCAUGAGUUUGCAUGUCGUGGCUGCAAUCCAUUGCAACAUGGGGAAGUAUGAAGAGGCUGUAUCUGUGCUACAACGAUCCCUCGAGAUUCCUGUGACUGAGGAAGGUCAGCAGCACGCUCUCGCGAAGUUUUCUGGUUGCAUGCAGUUGGGGGACACCUAUGGCAUGCUAGGUCAGACUGCUCUCUCGCUGCAAUGGUAUGCCAAAGGGCUUGAUGUCCAGAAGCAGACACUAGGGGAGCAGGAUCCAAGGGUUGGAGAGACCUGCCGGUACUUGGCUGAGGCUCAUGUGCAGGCACUGCAAUUAGAUGAAGCACAGAAAUUGUGCCAGAUGGCUCUUGACAUUCACAGGGAUAACGGUCAGCCAGCAUCACUUGAAGAAACGGCUGAUAGGAGGCUAAUGGGACUUAUUUGUGACACAAAGGGUGACCAUGAAGCUGCGUUAGAACACCUACUGAUGGCGAGCAUGUCCAUGGUGUCCAAUGGCCAGGAGACUGAGGUGGCCUCAGUGGAUUGCAGCAUUGGUGACAUUUAUCUCUCACUGGGUCGCUAUGAUGAGGCUGUAUGUGCUUACCAGAAAGCUCUUACAGUAUUCAAGACUAGCAAAGGGGAGAAUCAUGCGACCGUGGCUUCUGUUUUUCUGCGGCUUGCAGAUCUAUACAACAAAACAGGGAAGCUCAGGGAAUCAAAAUCAUACUGUGAGAAUGCUCUCAAAAUUUACCAGAAACCCAUUCCGGGCACGUCUCUUGAAGAAAUUGCCACUGGUUUAACUGAUGUUUCAGCGAUAUACGAGACGAUGAAUGAGCAUGAUCAAGCACUGAAGUUACUCCAGAAGGCCUUAAAGAUGUACAACAAUUCUGCUGGCCAACAGAGCACAAUUGCUGGAAUUGAAGCUCAGAUUGGUGUCUUGCACUAUAUCUCAGGGAAUUAUGGUGAGGCGUACGACUCCUUCAAGAGUGCGAUUACAAAGCUCCGCACAUGUGGUGAGAAAAAGUCCGCCUUCUUCGGUAUUGCCCUGAACCAGAUGGGCCUGGCAUGUGUUCAAAGAUACUCCAUAAAUGAAGCCGCAGAACUCUUCGAGGAAGCUAGAACCGUUCUGGAGCAAGAAUAUGGGCCAUAUCAUCCAGAUACUCUAGGAGUCUACAGCAAUCUUGCUGGAACUUAUGAUGCAAUGGGAAGAUUGGAUGAGGCCAUUGAGAUCUUGGAAUACGUUGUUGGAAUGCGCGAAGAGAAGCUAGGUACAGCGAACCCAGAUGUGGAUGACGAGAAGCGGAGGCUUGCCGAGCUACUGAAGGAGGCUGGUCGGGGGAGGAGCAGGAAGGCGAAGUCCCUGGAAAAUCUGCUCGAGACCAACCCAUACACCGUCAUGAAGAGGACUUCGGUUGCAGCAUGAGUGAACUAUACUGCUUAAAAAAAAAAACACUAUGACGCUAAGAAUUUGUGUAUCAAUUGGUUUAUUCAAAUGUGGUGAGGGUAUAUGGUGACAGUAGGAGUAUUUUGAGGAUCUAGAGGCACAAAGUCUGAUUGAUUGUUUGUAAAGUUGCAAAGGCUAUUAUCACUUGUAAUUUGUUCAGUGCCUAUAGCUCGUAAGUCGUAACUGUGCUCGUUGAACAGUUUUUUUAUUGGUGCUCCUGGAA